Molecule: messenger RNA, 4237 nt
Organism: Globicephala melas (long-finned pilot whale)
Lineage: Eukaryota; Metazoa; Chordata; Mammalia; Artiodactyla; Delphinidae
Product: zinc finger and SCAN domain-containing protein 23-like
Biological process (GO): regulation of transcription by RNA polymerase II
Molecular function (GO): DNA-binding transcription factor activity, RNA polymerase II-specific; RNA polymerase II cis-regulatory region sequence-specific DNA binding
Source: RefSeq, a predicted model, not a curated record
AUGAUGCCUUGCAAUGUCUUCUCUGAUAUUUCGUUCCUAACUGUCCUUGAUUUUUACCAGGUCCCAGUCCAUGAUCAUGAACAGGAAGAACUUGUGAAGGAGAAAGCAAUUCUAGGAGCAGCCCAGGAGUCGUCUGGUGGCCAGCUCCAAACCUUGGAAGAGCAGCCUCAGUGGAACUUGCAAGGCAUGUGCCCGGUUCAGGAGAUUGAUGAUGAGGCUGGGACUUGGAAUGUGGAGUUAGCCCCAGAGAGGGAUCUGUCUAAAGAAACGAAAUCUCAUGUGGAAGUACCUGAAAAAUUGAAUGGUAAUAUCAUUCCAGUGCCUGAGUGUGGAGAGACCUGUGACCACGAAGGCAGAUGGGAAAGGCAACGGGUAAGCUCUUCAGUGGAGAGACCCUAUAUCUGUGGUGAAUGUGGGAAAAGCUUCACCCAGAAUUCCAUCCUCAUCGAGCACCAGAGAACACACACGGGCGAGAAGCCCUAUGAGUGUGAUGAAUGUGGGCGGGCCUUCAGCCAGCGGUCAGGCCUCUUCCAGCACCAGAGGCUCCACACUGGGGAGAAGCGCUACCAGUGCAGCGUUUGUGGUAAAGCCUUCAGCCAGAACGCUGGGCUUUUCCAUCACCUCAGGAUCCACACGGGGGAGAAACCUUACCAGUGCAGUCAGUGCAGUAAGAGCUUUAGUCGACGUUCUGUCCUCAUUAAGCAUCAGAGAAUUCACACUGGAGAAAGACCUUAUGAAUGUGAGGAAUGUGGCAAGAACUUCAGUUACCACUGCAACCUUGUCCAGCAUCGGAAAGUCCACCCUGUGGCUGAAUCCAGCUAGCUCCUUGGAACAGGUAGGGCAAAAUUUCAUGAUGUCAGACCACUAGGCAUGGUAGCAAGGGUCCUGGUUCUUACUUUGUCUCUGAGAGAACAAUAAGAGAUUAAUCCUCUAGUAUAGGAAGCUCCAAGGAAGACCAGUGAAAACGUUCUUAUUUUUAUGCUGAGAGAUGCAUAAUAUCUUAAAUAUAUCUGUCGGAAUCUCUUUGGUCAGUGACAUCCAUACUUUGCAAUACUGAAUAUUGUGUUGACUUCAUCAACAUAAUCUCACACACAUCUGUUCCAAAAGUCUUCUACAUGUACUUCAGGAAAACUCCUUCAUCCUAGUUUUUAAAAACUUUAAAAAAAAAGUCUUAAAAAUUAUAUGCAGCCUGAAUACAAAAUGUCAAAUGUAGUUCACUGAGUAUUUAAAAAUUAAUUUAAAAAUAAUUGCAGUAAAAUCUGUAAUGUAAACUAUUAGAUUAGUUUCCAUUCACAUAAGAUAGGAUAACUUGCUUUUAACCUACAAAAGGGGGCAGAUGAAUCCUCCCAUAAAUAUACAGAAGGCUUCUCCCUGUAGAGGUUUAGUAAUUCAGCCUUCAGUUUAGGAACCAAGGUAUUGAAGCAACCAUAUAUUAUUAGUAGCUCAAUGGCUAGUCAUAACAAAUAUUGCUCAUGAUUUUAAAUUUUGCAAAGACCAAGACACUUAGCUAAAAAUCUGAUAUCUCACUUCAGAUAUUUAUUGUGAAAAUAUAGGCCUCAUUGUAUUUUUCCUGUGACUUAUGAGCAUUUUGGGGUUUUUCUUUAUUUAAACUUUUGUUAUAGAAAAUUUCAAACAUAUACAAAAGUAGACAGAAAAGUAUGAUCAGUCUUGCAUGUUGAUUGCUUUUUAUAACCUCCAUGCCUCUCAGCACUACCUAUUGAUUAUUAUCAAGGUCAUACAUAAAAAGAUUUCUUUCCCUUAACACUGACUGAGUGUUAAAAAACUUUAUACUAAGGCCAGGAGACCAAAAAAAUGAAAAAUCUAUGGUGAUAACAGUCUGGAUUGGAAUACCAAAUACACACACAGGUAACUUAAGAGUAAUAGAAACGCUCUAAGGGACCUCAGAGAUCACUUCUGCUUGCCCUUAUUUGACAGAUAUGGAAACAGAAGCUAUAGGAAGUGACUGUGUAAGAUCAUACAGCUAGUUAAUGGAGCUGGAACUAAAACCCUCUCUCCUAAUUCCUAGUGCAAUGCUCUUUCUACUAAGCCACUGGAAGCACUGUGUUGCCAUAUAGAAUUUAGAGCACUUAUAAGGCACUGAGGUUUUGCUUUUUAGCUCAACAAACCCUCCCAUCUAUAUGUUUCAAUAAAUGUACAGCCUAUUUAAUUUCCAGUGGAGUUCCAGGAAAGAUUCCUUCCACUUAUCUCUCAUUUGAGGCAUUUUAUUUUUUUUUGUAGUGAGUGAUUAUUUUUAACUUUAAAUUUUAAUUUACUUAGAAGGAGUUUUUAAAAAAAAUUCUUUCUUGACCUGGUUCUAAUAUCGAAACAACACUGAAAAAAGGUCGCUAUCUUUCCCUUAUAGGUAGUCAUUUACUAGUUUCUUAUGUAUCUUUCAGUGUUUCUUUAUAUAAGUACAAGAAAAUAUGAAUAUAUAAUCUUAUUCCCUUGUUACACAGAACGAUGGCAUACUAUUUAUAUUCUUCUACACCUUAUUUUCAUGACACAAUAUAAUCUUUUCGAGAUUUCUGCAUUAUAACAGAGGACUUCCUUAUUCUAUUUACAAGUUGACAAUAUCUCAUUUGUUGGUGCUCCAUAGUUCAACAUACUCCUACAGAUGAAAAAUCACUACUUCAAAAUGUUAUAUAUUGUUUCAUUCUUCUCCCCAGUUUAGUCCAAGUCAAACACUUUCUAUUUAAAAGCUAACAACAUCCACAUGAGCUAGGAAACAAGGUUUGGAUGACUAGAAUUACACAUAAUGCUUCUGUGGAGAAUGGAGAAGUGAUAGGUGGUAUUUUUCAGUUUCAUGUAUUUUGUUCUGUUUUAUAUUCUUAGACCUAACAUUUGAAACUAUUUGUGUCACUACUUGUGACUAAUUGGAGGUAUUAUCAACAAUCUUAGAAGAAAAAAAGUCUUAAAUGUCCUCAAGAGUAUAUUUUAUUGUCUUGAGGUUUAAAUUAUAUCCAAGAGAAAUACAUAGGGAUUUUAGGCUGAAGUUAAGGAAAAUAUAGUAGAUAUAAGUUUGAAAUAAAAUCAACUUCUCAAAAAAACUCAACUUCUCAAGUUAAAUAUAUAUUCCAUAUAGUGAUAUAGUACAUAUACUAUUACAAUCUGAGUUCAUAAGUAUUUUAAAUGUUUCUCCAAUAUGCUGAAGCAGUAUGUUUGGAUAAUUCAAUUAUAUCAGCUCUUAAAAGGUUUAAAAUAUGAGCAGAUUAGUAUUUUAGAGGAUGAAUUUCUAAUGGACUGAGUUUUUACACUUGCAGUUGAAGUUUGGAUAUUUGGUUUGUUCUGUGCCUGUUUUUUUGUUUUGUUUUGUUUACAGCUUCUCAAACAUUCUCAAUUUUCUCAACAACUGGUAAAAUGCCAAGAAACAAAAUACAUUAUAUAUGCUGUAGAGACAGAUGUACUGCUUAGAAUGCAAUGAUGGUUAACACAAUUAAAAUGACUGACAGUUCACCAAACUAACUUUCCUUGUUUUCUGAUACUAAUUGUACUAAUUCUCUCAUGCUAAUUCUUUUAUCUAGGAUGCACAUUCCUCAUUAUGUGAGAAAUAAUAUUUGUCUCAACCUAUAGACAGUGGCAUGUAGACUUUGACUUCUUCUGUGAUUAUUCCAGUCUUCCUGGCCAGAAGUCCUUAGUUGUCUCCCUUUUGCAUUUCUAAAUUUCCCUCACUUCUCCUCUCUUUUCCGCCCUGGCUCCUUUUAUUCAGCCUAUGAAGUCUCUAGUAUUGAUCUCAUUUCAGGUGUUCCCUGGACCAGUAUCCAUCCCUCCCUAUCCCUCUGAAAAGUUCAGUCUGAGAGAGCAGAUUUUGGUUUUAUGGUUGAGCAAGGUGUAAGAAAUAUUGAUUCAAAUCCAAUUAAAUAACCUUACUGGUUCUUGAAGGAUAGUCCAGCACCCCUUUGAGCACUGUUAGGACAGUGGACACUGCAUCAAAAAAUGGCUAAGUAUCUUGCAACCAAAACCUGCCUAGAGCUGUAGAUAGAGCCCUGAAGAUUCUCUUUCACUAUAAUUUUGAGUUGAAGGUCAGGAUAACAGGAGAAUCAAGUCUCUGUCCAUAUUUUAUAUUUGGAAAUGACUCCUAUUUUCUAUAUCUGACAAUACUUUUCUUUUAAAAAACAUAGUUAUAAUUUAUAGUAGAAGAUUGUUUUAUCUUUUUUUAGUAAGACAAAAAUUAUCUUAGGAAAUUUUAAAAUAAAAAUAGGUCAAAAUUAUUAUAAAAUAUAAGUAUUUUCUGUGGAAG